AUGUCUGCUAGUGAUGAAGUUAUCGCCUCAUAUUCAGGCAACUCCUCUGACAAUGCACACGACCUCCGAAUCACAAGUCACGGAAAAAUUCGUGCGUGGGUUGAAUUCUCGCUCGACUUCCUCCAGAAAAAUCCAGAGAAGCCCUUGAGCUUACACACUUUGCCCGCCGCCAAAGGAAAGGCUCCCGCCCGGGGUGAAGCCACUGGGGGAGAGGUGCAACUAGAGGCGGCUACUUCCGCCACUCAGGACAAAAGUACCCGGAUGCACACAUCCACCUCUAUGAUUCCACGUCUUGUCUCUGUUGUGGAGAUAAUUAAGAGAGAAUAUCUCAAAACCUUAGAUCCGGCACUCUCAGACGCGGGGAAGCUCUCUGGACUUCAUCAAUAUAAUGAGGUUGACGCAUUAGAUGAUAUCGACUCCGGAGAUAGUAUUGAAACUGCCGAGGAGAAACGACAGAAAGAGUUAGCUGCUGUAUUAAGGGGUAAGAGGCAUCUGAGGCAGCACAAAAUCGCAUAUAUGAGGGUCACAUUAUGUCGCAGAGAGCUUCCUCACUUGCUCGCGAAGGGCGCAACAUAUCAAAAACCUCAGGUUCGCGCCCUUUCAAAGUCAGCAAGAGCACGCCUCAAGAAGAGACUCAGGAAACAGGACAUGGUUGAGUGA
Messenger RNA from Fibroporia radiculosa, 660 nucleotides. RefSeq lists its product as uncharacterized. The transcript has 4 exons. Lineage: Eukaryota; Fungi; Basidiomycota; Agaricomycetes; Polyporales; Fibroporiaceae. The record is from RefSeq and is a predicted model, not a curated record. Bases 1 to 660 code for a protein of 219 amino acids.